Molecule: messenger RNA, 512 nt
Organism: Nicrophorus vespilloides
Lineage: Eukaryota; Metazoa; Arthropoda; Insecta; Coleoptera; Silphidae
Exons: 1
Coding region: 47-448 (133 amino acids)
Biological process (GO): mitochondrial respiratory chain complex I assembly; mitochondrial respiratory chain complex IV assembly
Cellular component (GO): mitochondrial inner membrane
Source: RefSeq, a predicted model, not a curated record
CAUAACCUAAAAAUUGCCCGGUAAUUCAAAGCCUAUCAUAUUCAUAAUGGUUACAAAUCAAACUUUGAUUAAAAUUGCUGCAAUUGGAGGAUUCUUAACCGCCUCUAUGGGAUUUGCCUACAGAUCGAAAAUUAACUCGAAUAUAGCAAAAACGGAUUAUUAUAAAGAAGCUAUGAAAACUGUAAGGAGUCAUAAAGGUGCUAUCCAUUUGUUAGGUGAACCAAUUAAAGACUGUAAUAUAGAUGUAACUGAUUCUACCAAGAAUGUAACCAGAAACCUUAGUGCACAGUAUGCAGUUCCAGUUAAAGGUGCAAAAGAAUAUGGUACAGUUUACUUUUGGGCUAACCGACAAACUUCUGAUGACAAGUGGUCAGUAAAUAGAAUUGAACUGGAGCUUAAGAAAGACAAUACAAGGAGACUGUUGAUUAAAAAUGUAGAAGUUAUUUAAUAUAAAAUUACAAAUUAUUUUAAUAAAAUUUUAACAGAAGUUAUAUACACAUGUUUAAAUAAAA